CAUCCCCUCGUUCCUUUCCUUCAGCCUGCUUUACACAGCAAUGAUUGAUCUUUCUCAGUGGAGAGCUGCCAUUGGUCUGUGGCACUGUCGUUUAUCUAGCAGUCACCGACGCGGAGCAGAGUCACGGAAGUCACAACACAGCAAUAGCCAUCAGCCUGAGGUAACCGAUCCUCUAGACGGGAUGAAUAAUCAAACUACUGGUACUGCUGCUGGGCUGUGUGGUGUAAAAUUUUCGUGGCUUGUUGGAUGCUCUUGCUUUCUUCUUGUAUUUUUAUUAUUUCAGUUGAUCAUUCUCCUAUCAGGAGAUGUGGAACUGAAUCCUGGUCCUAUCACUAUUGAACAAGUUUGUAAGCUGAUUGAGGAGUCCCUUCGUAUGCAUUCUGAUGAAUUAGAGAAAGCAUCAAAUUACUACAUGAAAGAAGCAAUUGCUCAGAUCUUUGCCGUUAGCUUAAUAUCUCAAUCAAUUCCAUUAACAUACCCUGGAAUUAUUGAUGAGUUAAUGACUGACCUGUACUCAAUACAAGAUGUAUCACAGUUGAUGGACCGUUAUGAGCUAUUUCUUGGUUGUAUUUUAUCUCAAGGUGGAACCUGUGAAAAUGUCCAUAGUCAAUUAUCAGCAGAAUGGCUCAAUAUUGAACUUCAAUUAGAAGAAGUGUCUGUAGACUUUUCACGUGAAGUUGUUUCGUCUGAUGCCACAAAUAAAAUUCAAGAACAAAACAGAACAAUGCCAGAGCAACAUCCUUUGUCAAUUUCAUUGCAAGAAAAAAUUUCCCAGCCUGAGCCUAUGUCUCCUCAUAGCAAUGAAACUGGUUCAUCAACAGAAAGGGAGUAUGACACAUUAAAGAAGAAUUUAGCCAAUAUCUGUAUCACACUAGCUGGAAAUGUUGACGUAAUAUCUCAAUUAAAUGAUUCUCUUUUUUCACUCAAAUGUAUUCCUGAAGCAGUACAUAUUGCAGUUCAGAAUACUAGCAUUUCUCCUUAUGACAGAGCUAAUAAAUUAGUUUAUUCAUUAUUGUCAAUACUUAAGACCCAUUCUAAUCCUGGUGGUGUAUUCUUGUCUUUCAUUACUUCACUACAAAAAGUUGGGCUAACUGUAAUUUCUGAUAGACUAUCAAAUGACCACAAUGUUCCUCUACUAAUACAGUUACAUUCUGAUAUACAUGAAGUGACAGAUAAAGAAUCUAAAAAUUCAAUACAUGAAAGUCAAGUUAGCAUUAAAAGAGCUCAAAAUGAAGUAACUGUCAAAAUCAGUUCAGAAAGUGAAGUUUUACAAAAUAUUCAAAAUCUAAAAAGAGACUUUGCUUCUUUGGUAACACAAAUCAGAAUAGUUCUAGCUGAAUCCACCAGCACUAAAGAAAUAAAGAUUAUAUGCAUAUAUAUUGAGGAAUAUUUCAGUAUACCUGGUCUAUCCAAUAUAACAAGUGCCGAUCACCUUUUUAGCAAGAUUAAGCCGCAUUAUUCAUUUCUUAACUGUGACUUGAUUCAUGAAAUAGCUGGAGUUUUUUUGUCUGCAAAAUGUGAUGUACAAAGUAAACUAAGAAAUUACAUGAAAAAAUUAAACACAUUUGAAAAAUCAUCUUCUCUGCAGCAUAUAUUAAAUAUUAUAGAAGAAACAAUAAAUCCCACUCAUGACUCAACUGAUGCAGUUUGUGAAGUUGUCUUUAAACUUGACAGAAGGUGGGGAUCAGUAAUAUUAGCAAGCUUUAAGAAAGUCAUCCACUAUAUCUUCAGGGAUAAUAGUAGAGUGCUGAGUCACAUUCGCAUUGAGAAAGGAUCAAUAUGCAUCAAAUAUUUAGCUCCAAUUGUUCAAUCUGAAGUACUUAUUAAAAAGGCAUCAUCACAAAUUAAUUUCAUGCAGCAAAUUGGUAUAAUUGAAAUGAGUGUUAAUGAUCAUUUUAUUCUGAAAUCAUUUGAUGAAAUCAUUUUUGAAAAAUUUUUUCUUGAUGCUGCUGAAUCAGGUUUCCUAAUGCAAAUGGAGCUACUUUUACAAUUGCAAAUUGACAUUGAUUAUAGAAAUGAAACCGGAAUGACAGCUCUUAUGAUUGCCUGUGUCAAUAAUUAUCACCAGGUUGUGGAACUGUUACUUAAAGAAGGUGCUGAUGUUAACAUUCAAAACAAUAAUGGAGUGACUGCUCUAAUGGCUGCCAGUGUCAAUGGUCAUCACCAGGUUGUGGAACUGUUACUUAAAGAAGGUACUAAUGUUAACAUUCAAGACAAUAAUGGAUGGACUGCUCUAUUUACUGCCAGUAACAAUGGUCAUUACCAGGUUGUGGAAUUGUUACUUAAAGAAGGUGCUGAUGUUAACAUUCAAAACAGGAUUGGAGUAACUGCACUGAUGGCUUCUAGUGGAAAUGAUCACCAUCAGAUAGUGAAAAUGCUACUGGAGGAAGGCGCUUAUGCUAAUAUUCAAACACAAGAAGGAGCAACUGCACUAAUGUAUGCUAGUUUGAAAGGUCAUGACCAAGUUAUUAUAAUCCUACUACAACAUGAUGUUAUUGUUAAUAUGCAAGAUGCUAAAGGACGAACUGCUUUGUAUGUAGCUAGUAUGAAGGGUCAUCACCAGGUUGUGGAACUGUUACUUAAAGAAGGUGCUGAUGUUAACAUUCAAAGCAAUAAUGGAUGGACUGCUCUAAUGGCUGCCAGUGAUAAUGGUCAUCUCCAGGUUGUGGAACUGUUACUUAAAGAAGGUGCUAAUGUUAACAUUCAAGACAAUGAUCAAUGGACUGCUCUAAUGGCUGCCAGUGUCAAUGGUCAUCACCAGGUUGUGGAGCUGUUACUUAAAGAAGGUGCUGAUGUUAAAAUUCAAAGCAAUAAUGGAGUGACUUCUGUAAUGGCUGCCAGUGCAUAUGGUGAUUACCAGGUUGUGGAACUGUUACUUAAAGAAGGUGCUGAUGUUAACAUUCAAUACAUUGAUGGAUCGACUACUCUAAUGGUUGCCAGUAACAAUGGUCAUUACCAGGUUAUGGAACUGUUACUUAAAGAAGGUGCUGAUGUUAACAUUCAAAAUAAUAAUGGAUGGACUGCUCUAAUGGCUGCCAGUAACAAUGGUCAUCACCAGGUUGUGGAACUGUUACUUAAAGAAGGUGCUGAUGUUAACAUUCAAAACAAUGGUGAAUGGACUGCUCUAAUGGUUGCCAGUGCCAAUGGUCAUCACCAGGUUGUGGAACUGUUACUUAAAGAAGGUGCUGAUGUUAGCAUUCAAAACAAUAAUGGAUGGACUGCUCUAAUGGUUGCCAGUGCCAAUGGUCAUUAUCAGGUUGUAGAACUGUUACUUAAAGAAGGUGCUGAUGUUAACAUUCAAAACAAUAAUGGACGGACUGCUCUAAUGGCUGCUAGUGAAAAUGGCCACCAUCAGAUUGUGGAACUGUUACUUAAAGAAGGUGCUGAUGUUAACAUUCAAAACAAUAAUGGAUGGACUGCUCUAAUGGUUGCCAGUGACAAAGGUCAUCACCAGGUUGUGGAACUGUUACUUAAAGAAGGUGCUGAUGCUAACUUUCAAAGCAAUGAUGAUUCAACUGCUCUUUUGUUUGCUAGUGAUAAUGGUCAUCACCAGAUUGUGGAACUGUUACUUAAAGAAGGUGUUGAUAUUAACAUUCAAGACAAUAAUGGAUGGACUGCUCUAAUAGAUGCCAGUAGCAAUGGUCAUUUCCAGGUUGUGGAACUGUUACUUAAAGAAAGUGCUGAUGUUAACAUUCAAAGCAAUGAUGAAUGUACUGCCCUUUUGUUUGCCAGUGACAAUGGUCAUCACCAGGUUGUGGAAUUGUUACUUAAAGAAGGUGCUGAUGUUAAUAUUUCAAACAAGAUUGGAAUAACUGCACUAAUGGCUUCUAGUGGAAAUGGUUACCAUCAGAUAGUGAAAAUUCUACUGGAAGAAGGUGCUUAUGCUAAUAUUCAAACACAAGAAGGAGCAACUGCACUAAUGUAUGCUAGUGUGAAUGGUCAUGACCAAACUAUUAUGAUCCUACUACAACAUGAUGCCAGUGUUAAUAUGCAAGAUGCUAAAGGACGAACUGCUUUGUAUGUAGCUAGUAUGAAGGGUCAUCACCAGGUUGUGGAACUGUUACUUAAAGAAGGUGCUGAUGUUAACAUUCAAGACAAUAAUGGAUGGACUGCUCUAAUCACUGCCAGUAACAAUGGUCAUCUCCAGGUUGUGGAACUGUUACUUAAAAAAGGUGCUGAUGUUAACAUUCAAAACAAUGAUGGAUGGACUGCUCUAAUGGUUGCCAGUCAGAAUGGUCAUCUCCAUGAUGUAGAACUGUUACUUAAAGAAGGUGCUGAUGUUAACAUUCAAAACAAUGAUGGAUGGACUGCUCUAAUGAUUGCCAGUCAGAGGGGUCAUUGCCAGAUUGGGGAACUGUUACUUAAAGAAGGUCAUGCUGAUACUGAAUUUCAAACUCAUAAACACGGAGCAACUGCACUAAUGCUGGCCAGUGAAAGAGGUCAUACACAAGUUAUUGAAUUAUUACUGAAACAUAAUGCUGAUGCUAAUGUACAAGAUAAAAUAGGACGAACUGCUUUGUGUGUAGCUAAGAAGAAAAGCCAUCAAAAAAUUAUAUUAUUGCUAGAUCCAUUUACUAAACAGACUCAAGUAACAACACCUGACACACCUCUGACCACAAUUCCAGUAACUACUGCUAAUGAUACAGUCAAUACUGAGAUUUCCUUUCCUGCUUCACAUGACAUAGUAUCUUCAAGUACCCCAACCUUUACUACACUAUAUGAUACUACCACUGAUACUAGUUAUGAAACAAUUGGUCAUUAUAGUUUAUCUUCAGUAAAGGACCGUCUUGUGCAAGCUGUUAAACAUCCUUUUAGUUCCUUUCAUAGUAAAUCCAAAAAGAAUAUUAAUACUGAAAAUGAAGAAGAAACACAAUCCAUUUAUCAACAAUUGAGGGUCAAUAGUACAGGAUCCCAAAGACCAAGCAUUAUGAAGAGAUUGUUUAGAAGGCAACGUAAUAUAUCCCUCUACCAUGCAAAACCUAACAAGUAG
Messenger RNA from Amphimedon queenslandica, 4990 nucleotides. RefSeq lists its product as uncharacterized. The coding region runs from base 41 to 4990 and encodes 1649 amino acids. The transcript has 9 exons. Gene Ontology annotation, molecular function: protein binding. NCBI's taxonomy places the organism in Eukaryota, Metazoa, Porifera, Demospongiae, Haplosclerida, Niphatidae. The record is from RefSeq and is a predicted model, not a curated record.